Messenger RNA from Amorphotheca resinae ATCC 22711, 1525 nucleotides. RefSeq lists its product as hypothetical. Gene Ontology annotation, cellular component: peroxisome. Bases 472 to 1380 code for a protein of 302 amino acids. Lineage: Eukaryota; Fungi; Ascomycota; Leotiomycetes; Helotiales; Amorphothecaceae. The transcript is spliced from 3 exons. The record is from RefSeq and is a predicted model, not a curated record. Gene Ontology annotation, molecular function: urate oxidase activity. Gene Ontology annotation, biological process: purine nucleobase catabolic process; urate catabolic process.
GGGGGGUGUGUGGAUCAUCACGCGACUCUCGAGGCGACUCCCGUUCAGCAAGGCGAUUCAGCCUCGUCACCAUCGCCGGCAUUCUGAUCAACGAAACGCUGCUCUGGUGGAGAAGCGUUGGCAUUUCCGUGGCUCAAAAUCCUUUUUCUGCUUUCCCAGGGUCUCCAACUAGCGGGAUUCUUUUCCCGAGCUUCUCUGCCCUCCGCGGGGCGGAAGGACGCUUUCGUUCUCUCUCAUCGGCGCCCUCCGCCAGGUCGAAGCCAGCCCGCCCGCCCCCCUCGAAAAGGCAUAUAAAGACUCCAGAGCCAGCUCUGACCCAGAGUUCCAACCUCGAUUCAUAUUCGCAUCCAUUCGUUGCACUCAUCGAUACAGCUCGCGAUCGAUAGCGUGUCACCUCGGUUCUAUCAAUUGUCUGUCUAUACCUAUACCUGACCUCCUCCCCCCAACCAGCCCUUUCAACACCACGCUGCCAUGGCGUCCGUAGCUCAAGCACGUUACGGCAAGGACAAUGUCCGCGUCUACAAGGUCGAACGGGACGAGAAGACCGGCGUCCAAACAGUCACGGAAAUGACUGUCUGCGUAUUGCUGGAGGGGGCGAUCGAGAUAUCGUAUACCAAAGGCGACAACAGCGUGGUCGUUGCUACAGACUCGAUCAAGAACACCAUCUAUAUCAAGGCGAAAGAACACCCAGUCACCCCUCCCGAGCUCUUUGCUAGCAUCCUCGGAACCCACUUUAUCGAGACCUACGCACACAUCACAGCUGCACACGUCAAGAUCAUAACACAUCGAUGGACACGAAUGACAAUUGAUGGGAAGCCUCACCCCCACUCGUUCUACCGCGACGGUGCCGAAACGCGCAAUGUGGACGCCGUCAUCCGAAAGGGCCAGGGGAUUGACAUCCGCAGCGGGAUCGUAGGGCUGUUGGUGCUGAAGAGCACCGGCUCGCAAUUCCACGGCUUCGUGCGAGACGAGUUUACAACCCUGCCGGAGGUUUGGGACAGGAUAUUGUCCACGGACGUCGAUUGCGGGUGGGUCUGGAAGACCUUCUCAGGAUUGAACGCCGUGAAGGCUUCUAUCCCCAAGUUUGAUAAGGCGUGGAAUGACGCCAGGGAAAUCACCAUGAAGACAUUCGCAGAGGAGGACAGCCCAUCUGUGCAGAACACCAUGUAUAAGAUGUGCACGAAAAUCAUGGACGCGGUCGCAGAGGUCGAGACGGUGGAUUACUCACUCCCUAACAAGCACUACUUCGAAGUUGAUCUGAGCUGGCACAAGGGUAUCAAGAACACCGGCAAGGAUGCGGAAGUCUACGCUCCCCAAUCAGGCCCCAACGGGCUUAUUCAAGUCAAAGUCGCACGAUCCCAGCUCUCAUCGAAGCUGUAGAUCUAUCUCAUUGUAUAUAAGUAAACGAUACACACGAUAAACCUGAUAUCGGAUUUGGAGGUAUGGUGGUUUAGAGUCGGGUUGGCGCUGAUUUGGGGCAAAUGUUGUAAAUAAGAGCUUGCAGAUAUGGAUUACACUUUUUGAC